UACCGGAGUUUCAAAUCAGGAUCCAUUCACGGUGAAGGGAAACGUCUCCUACUUUCACAGCCCCCUCCUCCCUUGGAGCUGUGCAAAGGACACUGGCAUAAAACAGAAGCAUUUCCGGCACAAUAAGCACGCCUCUCUGAGUACUGAUGUCAACACAGAUAGAUAGGGAGAGGAGGACCCAGGUGAGCUUUUGCCCCAUGUUAGCAUCGAGCGUCCCCACCCCUCGCACCUCUCCCAGAUUCAAGCUUGGACUCCCUCGUGUCAUCACUUACCGACACCAUCUCUGCCGUGAUGGCCAAGAACCGCUCUCCAGAUAAGAAAUCCAGGAGCCGGACCAAGUUCGUGGAGUAUGUAGGUUCCUUUACAGUGGAGGAUCAAGAUCUUGAUGAAAAGACAUGGCGGAUCCACCAACAGCUUCAUAUUCUGAAGAGUCUUCCUCGAAAAAUGGCAGUAAUACUAAAAUUCUCAUCACAAGGAAUAAAGAUGUACAAUGAAAAUAAAGAGACGCUGUUGAUGGCUCAUGCCCUGAGGAGAAUCUUGUACACAACGUGUCAACCGGCAGAUUGUCAGUUUGCAUUUGUCACACGCAACCCCUACAGACCACCAAGUGAGCUCUUCUGCCAUCUGUUUGUCACCACACAGCCGAAUGAGGCAACCAUUCUGAAUUUGCAGCUGUGCCGGUUGUUCCAGGUUGCUUCCUGCACAAAAUACCGAAGAGAACAACACAGCAAUGUUUCUGCUACCCAGCACCCUAAACAGGAAAUUCACCAAGAAUCAUCCUCUCCAGUUUCAACUAUUCCUACAAGACAUGGGAGAGAGCGCUAUGGAAAAAUGGAGGUUUCCUUGAAUGUCAGUGCCUUGGUCUCCUUCAAGAGACCAUCACGGCAGGAGGAAAUCAGAUCAUCAGAAGAAAUAGAUACUGAGGAAACCAUUAAAAGUGAAAACUAUGGUUGCUGCACCAGUAAAACAGGGGCACAUGAUUCCACAAGUGGUUCUAAGGUCCAAUCAAAAGUACUGGAGCCUUUUGAAAAAUCUUUAGAAGACUGUCCAUUCUCUUCGCUCACAUUAGUGCGAAAGAAAGCGAUACGUAACAAAGGGAUCAGGUCAGGAGCUUACAGGAGUUCUACCUUCAAGAGACAAUUCCAACAAGCACUAGCAGAUGGCUACAGUUGCAGCUUGGGAGAUGAACUCAUGGAAUCCUGGAAAGCGCUCGCACCACUGCAACAUGAAGAAGUAUUGAUGGAUACAGUUUGGGCCAGUGCUGGACUACCCAGGGAUUAUGCCACAGCACUACUAAAACGUGAUGUAAUGGGAGCCUUCUUAUUGUGGGUGAAUCCUGGCCCCCUACAGUGUUGGACACUAAUGAUGAGGACCCCAUUUGGUGUGAUAAAUUACCUCAUCUGUAAAAAUGAUGAAGGCAACUAUUAUUUGCAGCAAUUGAACACAUUAACGUUUCCCAGCAUAAAAGCCUUGAUAGAACAUUACACAGCAAAUGAAGAUGGUCUCUUUUGUUGUCUAAGUGUUUCAAGGGUAAAUCACUGCUAUGAAGAACAUGAUUCUACUGAACACUAUUGUUUGCACCCAGUCCAAAGCAAACCAGAGGACAGGCAGAUUGCUUCAGAUUAAUGAUGUUGAAUUUCCAAAAACUGAUAAGGUUGCUUUUUGCAGGUCAUAUCAAGAAGCUGGCUGCCUGUUAUAAUGUGCAGAGUGGUUGAGGAAAAUUUAAUACGAUAAAUUUGAAUCCACCACAGAUAUUGUCUCAUGUUCAGUAACAUCAGACACUGCUCCAGUGGUCCCAGACUUUACUGUUAUGGGGAUUGAUCUCAAUAGCAUGUGGGAAGUUGUAAUAAUAACACUGUCCUGUGAUUCAAACAGGAUACUUAUAUACAUCGCAUGUAUGUCCCUUUAGUCCCUUCUGUGGCAGACCAUGCUAGCACUUAAUGAGUUGAAGUGUGAUACAAAUCAUUCAAUUGCUUUACUUCACAGCAAAUGCACAGACAGUUAUGAUCAGAUUAGAAAAGUUCAAUUAAUAUCACCCAUUAUGGCAUUAAGAUACAAAAUAGAAACACACUUCACCAUCAGUGACAUGUUUUCAAUUAAUGUAGGAAAGAGGGUUUAUCCUCUAAUAUUUUUAACCUCCAUGCUAUUCAGUUUCAAGAAAGCACAUCUUUGUGUGCUUGUUUCUCUUGGUUUGGAAGAGCUUGACGGUAAAAGAACUUUGAAACACAGGCUUUGGUAUCCUUCGCUCACCCAGAUGGGCAACCAAAUUUCUAAUCUCUGUUUAGCGUCUGGAUUUAGUGCCUCUUAAAUAGUUGAUGAGAAUGUGCAUUGUACAAACAGAAUGAAAAAAACAGCACUUCCUGUGGAAAUAUUGUCCAAAGUACUAAAAUGUAAUAGCAAUCUGUGCAAGAAUAAUGGUUAACUUAAAGCUUGAAGCCAAGUAAGGGAUACUGUCUAAGCAAAUUAGCUGAUUGAAAAUGUUUUGAGGAAUGGUCAAUUGCAAGAUCUAAAUGACCCUAGAUUUUUCUCUUCAGCUGCUGUUCCACAAAAGUACAUUUUAGACUUUUGCUGACUUUAUUGAGAUGCUAUGAGGAGAGAGGAGGUGAUACUUAGAAUUGCCCACAGCUUUAUCCAAUUUCUUUCUGUGCCUGUGAGAAUGUGCAAAUUUCAGAAGUUGCUUAAAUACAAUC
Molecule: messenger RNA, 2690 nt
Organism: Stegostoma tigrinum
Lineage: Eukaryota; Metazoa; Chordata; Chondrichthyes; Orectolobiformes; Stegostomatidae
Gene: sh2d5
Product: SH2 domain containing 5
Exons: 10
Coding region: 292-1626 (444 amino acids)
Cellular component (GO): postsynaptic density
Source: RefSeq, a predicted model, not a curated record